AUGGCCUCCUCCCGCCGGUGGUCCCGUGUCUUCCUGCUCGCCUCGCUGGGCGUCGCGGCCGCCUCUGAGCUCCAAGUGCCUCUGGCCCCGCAGGGGCAGCAGAGGCCGCUGGACGCCGUCGAUGCCGAUUUCCUCGCUAAGCCGCUGGUCGACACCGACGACCUGCAGGCCAGCAUCAAGAUCGAGAGUCUCGUCGAGCGCGCCAAGGAUCUCUACGAAAUCGCGAAGCGCUCAGAGCCCGAGUUCGGACACCCGACCCGGGUCAUCGGCAGUGAGGGUCACACCGGCACGUUGGAGUACAUCCAGUCCGCCCUGGAGCAGCUAGGCGAUUACUACACCUUCGCGAAGCAGCCGUUCCCAGCCGUCAUGGGCAAGGUGUACGAGUCCCGCCUGGUCGUCGGCCACGAGGUCCCCGAGUCAGCUUAUCCGAUGUCGCUGACGCCCCCGACCCCUGACCGAGAGCCUGUGUACGGUAAUCUCGUCCUCGUGGCGAACGAAGGGUGCGACGCGUCCGAUUACCCGGCCAACCUUGCCGGCGGCGUCGCCUUCAUCCUCCGCGGCACUUGCCCCUUCGGCACCAAGUCGGCGCUGGCGGGCAAGGCCGGUGCCGUCGCCGCCAUCGUGUACAAUUACGAGUCCGGGGCCGUCUCCGGCACGCUGGGGGACCCUACCCCCGACCACAUCGCCACCUUCGGCCUGUCCGGCGAGGAGGCCCGCCCCAUCGUCGAGAAGCUGAAGGCGGGCACGGCCGUCGACGCCAUCGCGUACAUCGACUCCGAGGUGAAGAAGAUCGAGACGACCAACAUCAUCGCGCAGACCAUCGGCGGCGACCCGAACAACUGCGUGAUGCUGGGCGCGCACAGCGAUAGCGUCGCUGAGGGGCCCGGGAUCAACGACGACGGCUCGGGCAGCCUGACGCUGCUCGAGGUGGCGACGCGGCUGACGAGCUACCGCGUCAACAACUGCGUGCGCUUCGCGUGGUGGGCCGGCGAGGAGGAGGGCCUGCUGGGGUCUGACUACUACGUGGCGGUGCUGCCGCGCGAGGAGAACCUGCGGAUCCGGCUCUUCAUGGACUACGACAUGAUGGGCAGCCCCAACUUCGCGUACCAAGUGUACAACGCGACCAACGCGGCGAACCCGGCUGGGUCCGAGGAGCUGCGCGACCUGUACGUCGAGUGGUACACCGCGCACGGCCUCAACAACACCUUCAUCCCCUUCGACGGCCGCAGCGACUACGACGCCUUCAUCCGCAACGGGAUCCCCGGCGGCGGCAUCGCCACCGGCGCCGAGGGCGUCAAGACCGACGGCGAGCAGGUCCUGUUCGGCGGCAAGGCCGGCGACUGGUACGACCCCUGCUACCACCAGCUCUGCGAUGAUGUCAGCAACGUCAACCAGACCGCCUGGCUGGUCAAUACCCAGCUUGUCGCCCACUCGGUGGCUACUUAUGCCAUAUCGUUCGACGGCUUCCCCGCGCGAUCCGAGGCCAAGGCCGCGAGCGCGGACGAGCAGCCUGCGAAGUACCACGGACACCGUCUAAGAUUGUAA
Molecule: messenger RNA, 1545 nt
Organism: Durotheca rogersii
Lineage: Eukaryota; Fungi; Ascomycota; Sordariomycetes; Xylariales; Xylariaceae
Product: Zn-dependent exopeptidase
Exons: 3
Coding region: 1-1545 (514 amino acids)
Biological process (GO): proteolysis
Molecular function (GO): metalloexopeptidase activity
Source: RefSeq, a predicted model, not a curated record